Bolinopsis microptera is the source of this 3212-nucleotide messenger RNA. RefSeq names its product exocyst complex component 7-like. Gene Ontology annotation, molecular function: phosphatidylinositol-4,5-bisphosphate binding. The record is from RefSeq and is a predicted model, not a curated record. The transcript has a single exon. Gene Ontology annotation, cellular component: exocyst. The coding region runs from base 1026 to 3065 and encodes 679 amino acids. Gene Ontology annotation, biological process: exocytosis. NCBI's taxonomy places the organism in Eukaryota, Metazoa, Ctenophora, Tentaculata, Lobata, Bolinopsidae.
UUAUUAUGAUACUCAGAGACUAUUAAAAUAUAUUUAAAAGGAAUUUUAAUAGGAAAGUAGAAAGGUGACAUUAUAAGUUGCAUACAGUCGUUUUCAGAAGCUUAAUGAAUGAUAAUUAUAAUUUAUUUGUUUAUUGAGAAUUAUUAAAAACCAGACUUUACUUAUUUAUUAUCUCAUAAAUUCAUUAUUUAAAUUAUUUAAUUUCAUUAAAUUGACUUCUAGUCUAAUUUUAACAGACAUUUUGAUUGAAUUUAAAUUAUUUAUUUUUGCCGACCAGUUUGGUAUAUUUGCCGUUUUCACUCCAUAUUAAUUUAUCAUAAUAUUUAAAUUUUGGUUUCAAAUUAUUUUGAUUUCAAAUGAUUUAUUUAAUUUCAUCAAAUUUCACGGCAGACACAUUUUUGAUGUUGGUAUAAUUUAGUUUUUUUGAUCGAUGUAUUCCGCUCUCAUAAACUGACGGUCGUUGUAAAUUUUCAUGCAUUCGAUAAAGACGGACAAUAUAACAGCUGUUGUCUAAAUUUAUGUCGCUAUAGGCGCAAUGGAAAAAUAUUGCAUAUAAUAUAAAAUAUACUAAACAGUGCUAAUGAGCAGUAUGUAUGUCUAAUGUCUAUUCGCGCACUUACGAAUAAUUUUGAUAAUUCUAAGUACUGAUCAUGCUCUUGUAUAAAUUUAGAAUAAAACAGGUGUUAAAUAUUUAAAACUGAGAUCCAACGACUGUUAUUUCAUGACCGUUUAAUGUUAGAAUAUUUAGGGCUGGGAACCUGCUGAUUAUUUAUUUAUAUAACUUAUAACCUGACCAUUCAACUCACUAUUUAUUGUAUAAAAUAUCCAAUAUCAAUAUCAUUUUAGAAAGUUGUGUUUUAUUAAUUAUCUGCAAUGUAGUAAACUCUCUCUAAAUUUAAAAACGUUGUUAUACAUACUAAACUUAGAAAUCCAUUGUGUUAAAUGCUUUAUAAAUUUGGUUACAAUCUACAAAUUGUAUAAUUAAUAUCAUUAAACAACAAAUAACCACACCACAGCGCUCCAUCAUGACAACAGGCGAGGUAGCCAUGAUAGAAGCACAGCUGAAGGAAGACCGAGCAAAGCUGGAAAUCCUCCAAAACAUGCUCAAAAAGAGCUCCUCUCUUACGGAAAACAUGAAAGAAAGAUUAACGCAGUUUGAUGACCGGCUGGUCAGGUUAAAGGGUCAGAUAAUGCCUGUUUACGACGAGAUGCAAGUUAAGAUAAGAGCUCAAUCUAACGGGGAGUUAGCUAUCAAGGAGUUGGAUAAGGUAGCCAGGUAUUAUUGUUUGAGGGAAGAACUUGAUAGGACUAUAAGUAAUGAUGUCAGUUCAAGUGUUCCAGAGUAUAUUAAAAACAUGAAGGAACUGUCUAGAGCUAUUAAAUUCUUUCUGGAUAACAAUCCCAAUAGUAAUGAAGUUAAGAAGCUUAAAGAACUUUUCCACACGGGUCUGGGAAAUAUGUGUAAGGAAUUUGAGGAUGUGUUAAAGAAGAAAUCCAGAAAUGUCGGGAUAAAAGAUAUGACUUCCGAUGGUGAUGAAUUACCUGUGAUACCUUUACUCAUACCUGAAGCUAAGCAGAGCCUAUCCUUGAUAUCAAAGUGGGUGGCUGAGAAUCAUGUUUUUGUGAAGAACAACUACCUUCCUGGUGUUGAUUUUGUCAAGAUUAUUUGUACCAACUAUGUGACCGUUCAGAAGAAAUACCUGAGGGAAAAGCUGGAGAUGUUAGCGAAUGCUGAGCAACUUGCUAUAUUUGCUAACGCUACCCCUAUCAUGGGGCGCAAGGUUAGAAAUGCAGAAAUAACAAGAAAAGGGUCCAAAUUAUCCAGAGAAAAUGUCAGGCGACAAAGUAAACGUGGCCAUAAGAGGACCCCAUCUGAUCAUACAUCUAUACAAACCAUCAAAGAGGACAUAAACGUAGAGCAGACAGCUAAAAGUUUCGCCAAAGUUGGCACUUAUUUCGCUCAGUUAAUAAAAUCAGAGUACUAUCAGAUCCAGGACCUGAUAACACCGUCCCUGUGUGAGAAAGUAUUUGUUGAUAUUGUAGAGCCGGCCAUGACUCACUUUGAGGGUGAAGGAAUGCAACUUGUAAAAGCGGCCAAGGAACAGAUCCUGAACAACAACUGGGUGGCAGUGUUCCCCCUGAUCAUGUUGUAUCAGAAUCUAAACAAGAUAAAAUGUAGUCUUAUCAGUGAGGACCAGCUUGACUUUGAAGCAGCACCCCUGGCUCCUAUCUCUAAUCUUAUCUCCGUUAUCACAACCUGUGUUAAAGAAACGCUGGAUCAGUUCAAGUGUUUUGUUGAGGAUGAUGCUGUGAAGACAUCUAAUGUAGCGAGUGACGGAACUGUUCACCAACUGACGAGUAAUGUGAUGAGUAUCUGUGGUCAGCUGUUAGCGUACGAGGAAACAGUCGGAACUUUACUUAAAGGUGUCCAGCAUCAGGGUACCAGGAAACUUCCACAAUCUAACAUUCACCGUCAGAUGGCUACUUAUAUUAACGGUAUUUUGAAGGCACUGGAGAAGAAUCUAGAAUCAAAGUCUAAAGUCUAUGAUAACAAGUGUUUGUCAGCGCUCUUCCUGAUGAACAACUACAACUACAUCAGGAAUAAUCUGAAGGAAUCGGAGAUACUGACGCUGCUGCAAGAUAACCACCAUGACGGUGUUGAUCUUGACGCCAGGUACAUUGACUGGAUACACAAGCAGAUGGAAGUAUAUAGACUCUGGUAUCAGCCCAUGGUUGAUGUGAUGGCGGACUCGAACACUGGCACCGUGUUCAGGGAGUCUGACAAGCUGAAGGAUAGUCAGAAAGAUGCUAUUAAAACUAAGUUUAAGGUGUUUAAUACCACACUGGAGGAACAGCUGAGAAUUCAGCAGAAGUGGGCGAUACCAGAUCCUCAGUUCAGAGAGUGGGUCAGAGAGGGGAACAUUGAGGCUAUUAUUUUCCGGUACGAAGAUAUGUGUAAACGGUAUGAAAAGGUGAAUUUCUCUUCAAAUAAUAAAAAGUAUAUCAUUUACUCGACGGAAGAUGUCGAGAAGACUUUGACCAUGUUCUUCGAUCAGAAAUUUUGAUUUUACCUGUAAAUGAUGUUUAAAUGUGAUUUCCUUUUUAAUUUUGGACUCGGGUCAGAUAAAACGUUUAGGUUUGACUGCUUGGUUUUCUUUAUUUUUGUUUUUUGUAAAUAUUAUGUGAAAAUUUCAUUUAUUCUUUGGUAACGA